AUGGAGCAGACGGCCACAUACAGGUUGAUCGUUGUGGGAGCAGGCGGGGUGGGCAAGUCCACCAUCGUCCUGCAACUUGUCCAGAAUCAUGGAGGGGCUCUAACCAAGCAGCUCCGAAUUGACCACGAGCUGUGCCGUCUCGACAUACUAGACAUCGCCGGCCAAGCCGAAUUCAGUGCUCUCCGGGAUCAGUACCAGCGAAGCUGCGACGGCGUGUUGUGCGUCUACGACAUGACCUCCCGCAACUCGUUCGACGAGGUGGCGUGGUUCAGGGAAGGAGUCCUACGCGCGCAGGAGGACGCCGCCACAGUGCCCACGGUGCUGGUGGCCAACAAGUGCGAUCUGGCUGACAACAAGCGCGAGGUGGCGGCCCAGGAGGGCGCCCGGCUGGCUGAAUCCUGGACCGGCUGCCGGUUUCUGGAGUCGUCGGCCAAGUCGCGCAUCAACAUCGACGAGGCCUUCGUCGAACUGGUGCGCGCCAUCAGAGCCGCACCGGGCGACGCCAAUAGGCGAGUGCCUGGCCACAGGCGCCGCGCCAAGAGCGGUCGGUCUCGAGGGUGCACCUGCUCUUGA
Messenger RNA from Acanthamoeba castellanii str. Neff, 573 nucleotides. Its product is annotated as raslike protein. Gene Ontology annotation, cellular component: plasma membrane. The transcript has 3 exons. The coding region runs from base 1 to 573 and encodes 190 amino acids. The record is from RefSeq and is a predicted model, not a curated record. Gene Ontology annotation, molecular function: GDP binding; GTP binding; GTPase activity. NCBI's taxonomy places the organism in Eukaryota, Discosea, Longamoebia, Acanthamoebidae. Gene Ontology annotation, biological process: Ras protein signal transduction.